Molecule: messenger RNA, 724 nt
Organism: Gossypium raimondii (Peruvian cotton)
Lineage: Eukaryota; Viridiplantae; Streptophyta; Magnoliopsida; Malvales; Malvaceae
Product: MLP-like protein 43
Exons: 2
Coding region: 37-495 (152 amino acids)
Biological process (GO): defense response
Source: RefSeq, a predicted model, not a curated record
AACAUUAUCCCCCGAGUCCUUGCUACCAGACGAUCCAUGGCUCAAAUUAGGAGGAUGGAUUGCAAGGUUGAGGUCAAGUCCUCAGCUGAUAGGUUCUUUGAUGCUUUCAACACCAAAGCUCACCUCAUGCCAAAGAUGUCCACUCGUCUUAUUUCUGAUGUAAAACUUCUUCAGGGUGAUUGGAAUUCUCUGGGAUCUGUCAGAAUAUGGUAUUAUGCUUCCCAAGGUAAGUCUGCGGCUUGUAAGGAAGUUCGAGAAAACGUGGACGAAAAGAACAGGACGAUUGUUUACGGUAUAUUGGAGGGUGAAAUCUCGAAUUACUACAAGACCUGGAAGUCCACCCUUAAUGUGACACCGAAUGGAGAGGGAAGCUUGGCGAAAUGGACCAUCGAAUAUGAAAAGCAAAAUGACCACGUCCCUGAGCCUCUCAACUACUGCGAUUUCUACGCCAUCUGGUCCAAGGAUGUUGAUGCUUACCUUCUCAAUGCCAAAUGAAAUAUAUAUACAUAAAAAUAUAUAAAUAAAUCAAAGCACUUAAAAUUGUAAAAUAAAUUCGCUUUCUCUGUACGUACGAGAAAGCAUGAUUAUGAAGCAUGGUGUCGCAAUAAUGGCCGCUGGGUUUUCAAAACAUUUGCCAAAGAGAGCUGAAAGAAAGGGGUUUGCAUCUUUAAAUGUGGACUGGCAAAUGAGAAUAUAUAUAGCCAUGCAUUAUUACUGCUUAAAA